Messenger RNA from Sphaerulina musiva SO2202, 696 nucleotides. RefSeq names its product DUF1868-domain-containing protein. The record is from RefSeq and is a predicted model, not a curated record. NCBI's taxonomy places the organism in Eukaryota, Fungi, Ascomycota, Dothideomycetes, Mycosphaerellales, Mycosphaerellaceae. The transcript has a single exon. The coding region runs from base 1 to 696 and encodes 231 amino acids.
AUGCCUCCUACCCGAAGACCGGAUCCCAUAGGAGUACCGGCGAGAGUAUCACGAACUGGCGAAAUACAGAUAUGGCCUGGGAACACCGUCGUCUGUCAUCUCCAAGAAGGAUCAACGCUAUGGCAUGGGCUGCAUAUCGUUCAAGAUGCUCUGCGCCAACUCGAGGGACCUGUCCAGAAAAUGCACUUGAUGCCUCCGGGGUCAUGGCAUAUGACCGUCCUUGAUGGCGUCAACGAGGCCGAUCGCGAGCCUGGACUGUGGCCUCCUGGCAAGGAACAGCAGCCACUCGACGAGUGCACCCAAGACUUUCUACAGCGACUUAGUCAGCUACCACCACGUCUGAAAGCCGAAGGCCUGGCGCCUCCGUACAUGGUGCAGGUUGCUGGUAUCGAAGUGCACCCCGGCGGCAUUCAUCUCAAGAUAGAAUGUCAAAGCGAAGACGAAGAGAAGCGGAUGCGAAGGCUUCGGGAUGUUUUGGCGGAUACGAUUGGGUUUCGCCGACCAACACACGAGGCUUAUCAGUGGCACAUGGGAUUUUGCUACUUAACCAAGUAUCUCGACGAGGAUGAGCCCGAGGUCCGCCGCGUGGUUUCUGGCGUCGAAGCCGCAGUGCAAAUCAAGUUCCAACUGGACGCGUUGGAAUUUUGCAAAUUCGAGACUUUGCAUAAGUUCGAUAGACUCCUCUUGCUCGCCUAA